AUGAAUAAGAGGGCGAUUCAAUCAAUUGCCUCUAAUGCUGGUACCGUUAUUGAAGUCGACGAAGGGGAAGGAGGAAAUUUUUGGGGGCGAUUCGCACGCGUAAGGGUGUCCUUAAAACUGUCUAAUCCUUUGAAAAAAUGUGUAAGUGUCCGAGUGGAGAAUCAAGCAGAUGAAGUCAUCAUCCUUCUGGUUUACGAACGCCUUCCAGAUUUCUGCUACCUCUGUGGACGUAUAGGGCAUGUUUUGAAGGAGUGCGAGGCUACAGAAGGAAACAGUGAAAACCUUCCGUUUGGAUCGUGGUUGAAAGCUUCAACCCACAUUACUGGGAAGAAGAACAGAGAAGAAGGCCGUGCUUCGCCUCGGAGCUCCCCAGUUGGCUCUUCAUCAUCGAUCCGUAGUACGGGUAAGUCAGGGGAAUUAUUAAAACGAGAUUCUCACAGCCCCGAUAACGAUCCGCAUAAUUCGACUGGUAUCGCCAGUGAACCGCGGAACAUAACAACAAGUGGAAUUCCUGAGCCUUCUAAAAAUUCCCAUAUAUUAGUACACAAUGAGAAAUGUAUCGAGGUCUCUAAAUCGGUUUUUAACGAGAAGUCGGCCGAGGUUUCUCCCGUUCUGGAUAUGAUGCAAGAUAAUAUAGAUGACCCUCAGGACCUUCCUCUUCCAAUUUCACUUCAAGAAGGCAUAGACUUGGAGAAAAUUCAAUCCUCGACAAUGAUGUCCCAGGUCGAAGACAAGCCAGGACUUAUAUAUUCCUCAGAGCGUCGACCAAAUAAAUGGAGGCGUUUAGAUAGAAGGGGCUGUCCGACUGAGUCCUCAAUCGAUCUCAUUUCUCCUUUAGUCGCCUCAAGUAAAAGACAGGCGGAAGCCAAUUUGUCAACUGUCGUGGUAAGAGUGGUGGGUUAG
Messenger RNA from Striga asiatica, 903 nucleotides. Lineage: Eukaryota; Viridiplantae; Streptophyta; Magnoliopsida; Lamiales; Orobanchaceae. The record is from the annotation of a GenBank genome assembly.